This is a messenger RNA of Scophthalmus maximus (turbot), 1956 nucleotides long. It is a transcript of the gene rnf180b, whose product is annotated as ring finger protein 180b. The coding region runs from base 343 to 1746 and encodes 467 amino acids. The transcript is spliced from 9 exons. Gene Ontology annotation, cellular component: endoplasmic reticulum membrane. Gene Ontology annotation, biological process: serotonin metabolic process; protein polyubiquitination; positive regulation of proteasomal ubiquitin-dependent protein catabolic process. Gene Ontology annotation, molecular function: metal ion binding; ubiquitin conjugating enzyme binding; ubiquitin protein ligase activity. The record is from RefSeq and is a predicted model, not a curated record. Lineage: Eukaryota; Metazoa; Chordata; Actinopteri; Pleuronectiformes; Scophthalmidae.
GUCGGGGCGCAUAGUGUGGAGAGAGCGUGGAGCUGCGGAGACCCCGUCAGGAGAACUGCGAGUGUCGGCUGCUACACGGAGAAUGAUGCUGCGCGUUUAUACCGGUGAUGGAAAACGCGUCACUGCAGCCGGCGGUAGCGGGAAAGAGCGUGGUGAGCGUUUUUGGUCUUCACCACCUUCCGUAGUUCACCUACUCUCGGUGACGUCACGGCCCGGUGCAAAGCGACGGAGCCGUUAAACUUGGUUGUUUUUCUCCGGGUUUCUUCGUCUCCUCGAGUCUGAACCUCCGUCGAGUUGUCAGACUUGAAAACCUGCUGCUGAUGAACCCGGACAAAGGGAACCAUGCUCCGCUGCAGGAAGUGUCGGAAAGGCGUCGUAGACUUGGCGCGUUUGACCUCGGAUGAGGCCGCAGAUGAAAACCCAUGUGCCGUUUGCAGUGUUUGGCACGUGAAUGUCGACACGUUGCCGGACUGGAUACUGACCUCAGUUCAGCAGGCCCAGUGGACUGUAGGAAAACUGAACUGCCAGACCUGCGGAGCUCGUUUGGGCGGCUUCAACUUCACCAAUCGCAGCUCGUGUCCCUGCGGCCAGGACGCCACCGUCCACCUCAACAAAAGCCGCGUGGAUCCCGACUGCAAGCACCACGUCCUCAUCGUCCAGCCGAGGAUGAGGACGACGACGAGGCCUGCGGGGGAACGGGCCGCUCUGCCAACAGACCACACUGAGAUCAGCGAGCGGAGGCCUGAGUUUAACCGGACCGCAACGGACAGUUUACAGCUCUUGUCAGGUUUUUGCCCCUCGGUUCUUGCGGACAGGUCCGCUGCCGUUGACUCGACGAGGGCGGGGACAGAUGACGAGCCUCCGUGGUCUCGCAUCUCAGAUCCCACGAGUCAGGAGUUUGACACAGUCGCUGAAGCCUUAGGUGAUGCCGUGGUCGCCCGCUCUUUUGUUUCUGGGGGCCGACGGUCGCUCUUAGAUCAACAGCUGCUGGAAGCUGUGGAGUCUUCUGGGGAGACGGCGCGAGUCCACGAGGAGAUUUCUGAUCAGACGUUUUUCCUCAGAGGAAGAACCGCCUCUGACGGUGUAGCCGAGCGGGAAGACGACACAGCGCCUCGAGCGUCUGUCGCCUCCAGCAGCCUGAGCAAACGAGAGAAGAACCGUCUGAAGAGACUGCGGAGGAAACAGCGGAGGAGAGAGCGAUGGCUGCAACGUCAGCUGCAGAAGGAGAAGGCGGAGCGAGUGAGCGCGUCGCUGUUGGACGGCGACGAGGACAGCGAACGCCUCACCUGCGCCGUGUGCCUCGAGGUCUACGUCCGCCCUCACAGCUGUCAGCCCUGCGGACACGUCUUCUGCGAGCCGUGUCUCCGCACGCUCGCCAGGAACCGACCGGCGAACACGCCCUGCCCCCUCUGCCGCGCCCUCAUCUCACAAACCGACCUCCACCAAGAGCUCAGCCACACGGCGGAGACCCUCUUCCCUAAAGUCGUCCACGGCCGCCAGCGGAUCUUCCAGAACGCCCCGUGUGCAAAGUGGCCCCUGCCCAGCCGCCGCAAAUGCUUCCGGAGCUUCUGGGGCUUUCAGAGACGGACGAGGAGAGGCCGGCGCUCGGCCCACGGAGGCGUCGCCCUGGACUUCAGCGACAUACGCGACUGGCUCUUCGACGUCGGCCUCGUCCAAACCCACUCCGUCAAUUGGAUCCUGGUUUGCCUCGUGCUCGGCUUCCUCACGUCCUACUUCUUCUUUUGAACAAACGCAGGAGAGAAGUCGAGAGUUAGCAUCGCAGGUUUAUUUUUAUCCUCUUUCCUUUUAAAGAUAUUUUCUGAGUUUAUUUGGAAGGAAAAAGACAAAUUUAAAAGAAAAUGUAAACGUUUGUUUUGUGUAAAUAGUUAAUUUGAUUUGGUACAACAUCAAUGAAUCAGUGAAAAUGAUUCAUGAAUAAAAAUCUAUAUAAAUUGA